CCCUUCUGUUUCGUUCUAUGGUGAUUUGGGAAAGCACUAGUCAUUUAAGCAAGAGUCAUUUAGGGGACGAAAAUUAACAGGUGCAGAAGAAGCCUCUCUCAGCAAAUCAACUGUUUUCACUGCAAAAGCCUUUCUUAGCAAACCAACUGCUUUCACUGCAAGAUUAAAAAGUGCUGUUCUAGUAUCAUUCCACUUUCCCUGCCUUCUCUUCAUUGCCUCUUAUUUUCGAAGAUAGGCAUAAUUUCAUUUAGGAUAGAAUCUACUGCAUUUUUUGCCUUCUCAGUUAGAAGCACAAGUUUCAGGCCAGCAGAUUCGAGAAAUGGAGACAAUGUGUGAAGAAGGAAGUAAAUUGCCAGGCUGUUUGGUCAUUGAUGAUCCAUCAGCUUGGGUAGUUGAAUUGACAACAUCAGAGUUACAAGGCAGUGAGGGUGUUAUAGCAAAUAUUUUGGCGUGCUUGAAGGGAGGAGAGGUGACAAAGCUUGGAGUUUGGGGGAUGGGGGGAGUCGGGAAAACAACCAUCAUGAUGCAUGUCCACAAUGAACUAUUGAAGGAAGGUAAAUUCAAGAAAGUAAUUUGGGUAACCGUUUCACAAAACUUUGAUAUCUACAACCUGCAAGAACAAAUUGCUUGCAGCUUGUGCAGCUUGGAGGAGAAACAACGGCUAAAGGAUCAAAAUACAACUGUUCGUGCAGGAGUGUUAUUAAAGAUGCUAAAAGUAGACAAACACAAGCCUUACUUGCUGAUUUUCGACGAUGUGUGGAAGAGUUUUGACCUUAAUGAAGUUGGAAUUCCUGGGCCAGAUGUAGCUACUGAUGGUGGCAAGUUAGUAUUGACUACACGGUCACAAGAGGUUGCUCGUUCAAUGGGUUGUAGAAGAAUCAAAGUGGAGACUCUUUCACAAGAGGAAGCUUUAAAAUUGUUUUUAAAUAAAAUUGGAGAUACUGGUUUACUAGAUCAUGGGGGAGGCAUUAAAAAUGAUUUAGAAUCAACUUUGAAGGGGAUUGUGGAUGAAUGUGAUGGUCUUCCAUUGGCAAUUGUUACAGUUGCUGGCAGCUUAAAAGAAAUAUCUGAGCCACAGUUAUGGGGUGCUGCACUGAAUCAAUUGAGAGAUUGCAAAAGAAACGUGGCAGGUGCAGAUGAUGAUAAUGCAUUCAAGAUAUUAAAAUUCAGUUAUGAUCGUUUGACGAACCCAAAGAUCCAAUAUUGUUUCUUAUACUGUGCACUGUAUCCUGAGGAUGAUAAGAUUCUGAAGGAGGAAAUAAUUGAAAACUGGAUUGAUGAGGGGUUUAUAGAGGAUAUGGAAACUCGGCAUGCAAUGAAGGAUGAGGGUUAUAGUAUUUUGAGGAAGCUUGUAGACAACAGUUUGUUGGAAUAUAGAGGAGAUUGUGUGAGGAUGCAUGAUCUUAUUAGAGAUAUGGCCUUGCACAUUACAAAAACGAGUCCUCGGUUCUUGGUAGAAGCUGGCAAGGGAUUGAAAGAGCUACCAGAGAAGGUAAAUUGUGCAGAAGGUGUUCAAAAGGUUUCAUUAAUGUGUAACUAUAUUGAAGAAAUUCCAUCGAGCAUGGCAUCUUCAACAUGCAAAGGACUCACAACCUUGUUGUUGGCCCAUAAUGGUUUGUCAACAAUUUCAGAAUCUAUCUUUGAGCAUAUGCCAGAGCUAAAAAUUCUUGAUCUGUCCUUCAAUGAAAAGCUAAGCAGCCUACCAAAUUCUGUCUCUAGCUUGGUGAAGCUUACUACAUUGUUGUUGGAAUCAACAGGCCUAAAAAGUGUACCAUCUUUAUCAGGCCUUGGAUCCUUGAAAAAGUUAAACCUUAGGGAGACAAAUAUCAAAGAAGUCCCUGAAGGCCUGGGAAUGUUGAAGAAUUUGAAAUGCCUUUUUCUUAGUGGACCUAACAUAGUUGAAAUAGCAGAUGGAGUAUUAUCAAAUCUCUCCAAACUUCAGGAGUUAAUUGUAAAUCGGAGCAGCAUAAUAUUGAAGGGAGACGACGUUGGGAGAUUGAACAAGUUGGAAGUUUUUUAUGGCCGAUUUCCCACCGUGGAUGACGUGAGAAUCUUUCUUAAAUCUCAGCCUAAUAAGCUGAAUAGCUAUGUUAUUAUUGUUGGAAGCAAUUUGGAUUCCUUUGAGGAGGAAGAGAUUUAUGAAAGUCCAGAAGGGUUAUCAAGAUAUGAGAAAAUAAUGCUGUUCCGGGAGACUAGUAUUGUUGGAGAGAAUACAUUAUGUCCCUCCGUCCAAUUCUUAUUUAUUUGUUAUUGCCACAACAUAAGAAGCUUAAAUGAUUUUUCUGAUAUUAAAGAUGUAACAGAUUUGAGGAGAUGUGUGAUUUGGGGUUGUGAAGGCAUGGAGUGGAUUCUUUCCUCGUGGAUAAAUAGCAGUCUCGUCCAAACCCUUGAGUAUCUAGAACUUUGGGAAGUUGUUUCCAUCUUGGAAGUUGGUGGAAUGUCUCAAAAAGCUUGAAGAUCUUUAUGUCGACGACUGUGAAGAAAUGGAAGAAAUAAUAGCAUCAGAUCCAGAAGAAGAAGGAGAAGAAGGAGGGGACAUCAUCAAGAAGCUCAUUCUUCCAAAAUUAAAAAAGCUGACAUUGUGGCACUUGCCUGCAUUGAAGCGCAUCUGUAGCAGGAGGGCAGUAAUGGUAUGUCAUUCUCUUGAAGAGAUUGGAAUUCGUGGUUGCAAGGGCCUAAGGAGGAUGCUUCUUUCUCUUCCCCUGGUUGAAUACGCCCAAAGUCUAGAAAGGAUUAAGGUCUCUUUUUGUGAAGAAAUAGAAGAAAUAAUAGCAUCAGAUCCAGAAGAAGAAGAAGAAGGAGGGGACAUCAUCAAGAAGCUUAUUCUUCCAAAAUUAAAAGAACUAGAAUUACAUUUCUUGCCUGCAUUGAAGAGCAUCUGUAGCAGGAGGGCAGUAAUGGUAUG
Molecule: messenger RNA, 2905 nt
Organism: Rubroshorea leprosula
Lineage: Eukaryota; Viridiplantae; Streptophyta; Magnoliopsida; Malvales; Dipterocarpaceae
Source: the annotation of a GenBank genome assembly